This is a messenger RNA of Daphnia magna, 4106 nucleotides long. Its product is annotated as isoleucine--tRNA ligase, cytoplasmic-like. Gene Ontology annotation, biological process: isoleucyl-tRNA aminoacylation. The record is from RefSeq and is a predicted model, not a curated record. NCBI's taxonomy places the organism in Eukaryota, Metazoa, Arthropoda, Branchiopoda, Diplostraca, Daphniidae. The transcript has 21 exons. Gene Ontology annotation, molecular function: isoleucine-tRNA ligase activity; tRNA binding; ATP binding. Bases 165 to 3998 code for a protein of 1277 amino acids.
AUUUUUUUUUUUUAAUUAAACUAGUUUUUUGGCAACAUUGUAUAGAUUGGCAGACGAAUUUUUUAGAAAUUCUGAUGUAAAGUUAGUAGCGAACGAAUAGCCGGAAAUCUCGUGGUAGAUUGAAGUACACCUUUCGUUGGAUUUUUUCUUUUCUAUAGUUAGAAAUGGUGGAACCAGUUCCUGAAUCCAUCGACUUUUCCCAAGAAGAAGCCAAAAUUUUGGAAUAUUGGAAGAAAAUUGAUGCAUUUAAAACAAGUUUGAAAUUGUCAAAAGGAAAACCAAGAUAUACCUUUUACGAUGGUCCUCCAUUUGCUACUGGUCUUCCUCAUUAUGGACACAUUUUGGCCGGAACAAUUAAAGAUAUUGUAACACGGUACGCCCACCAGAAUGGCUUUCAUGUUGAGAGGCGCUUUGGGUGGGACACACAUGGCCUUCCUGUUGAAUAUGAAAUUGACAAAUCUCUUGGGAUCAAAGGCCCAGAAGAUGUUAUGAAGAUGGGAAUAGCAAACUACAAUGCAGAGUGCAGAAAAAUUGUCAUGCGCUACGCAGAAGAUUGGGAAACGAUUGUAAACAGAAUGGGACGAUGGAUUGAUUUCGAAAACGAUUACAAAACUCUAUACCCAUGGUUCAUGGAAUCAAUCUGGUGGGUUUUCAAGCAACUAUUUGAAAAAGGACUGGUCUACCGUGGUUUCAAGGUGAUGCCUUUUUCAACUGCUUGUAGUACUCCACUAUCCAAUUUUGAAUCAGGUCAAAAUUACAAGGAAGUAGUAGAUCCAGCAGUGAUUGUUAGUUUCCCGCUGGAUGACGAGCCCGGAGUGUCAAUUCUUGCAUGGACUACCACUCCAUGGACACUGCCCAGUAAUUUAGCACUCUGUGUUAAUGCCGCAAUGGACUACGUUAGAGUCAAAGAAAAGGCAACAGAAAAAGUUUAUAUCAUGAUGGAAGCUCGUCUCAGUGCAUUGUUCAAAUCCGAGGAGGAAUACGAAAUUCUUGAUCGUUUCAAAGGAGAAACUCUUAAAGGGAAAACUUACCUGCCGCUAUUCCCUUACUAUGCCAACUUGAAGACUUCCGGCUCGGGUGCAUUUAGAGUGUUAACAGACUCGUACGUAACUGAGGAAUCGGGUACUGGCAUCGUUCAUCAAGCUCCCUAUUUUGGUGAGGACGAUUAUCGCGUCUGUUUGGCAGCCGGUAUCAUUUCACGAGACCAGGACAUGAUUUGCCCUGUGGAUGACGGAGGACGCUUCAUUUUACCUGUGUCCGAUUUCGCUGGUCAACACGUAAAAGACGCCGAUAAAAACAUUAUUAAAAUGUUGAAAGAUUGCGGUCGGCUAGUGAACGCUGGCACUAUCAAACAUAGUUAUCCAUUCUGCUGGCGAUCCGAGACCCCACUCAUUUAUCGCGCCGUUCCUUCUUGGUUUAUCCGCGUGGAGCAAAUGUCCCAACAGCUAUUGGACAAUAACCAGAAAACCUAUUGGGUGCCAGAUUUUGUUAAAGAAAAACGUUUCGGUAAUUGGUUGCGGGACGCAAGGGAUUGGGCCGUCAGUCGCAACCGUUACUGGGGUACACCUAUUCCCAUAUGGACGUCAGAAGAUGGUGAAGAAGUGGUGUGUGUUGGAUCCAUUGCCGAACUGAAAGAGCUCACUGGUAUUGAACUGACUGAUCUCCAUCGUGAAAACGUUGAUGGACUCACCAUUCCGUCCAAGAUUGCUGGCCGACCGCCAUUGCGGCGUGUUUCCGAGGUUUUUGACUGUUGGUUCGAAUCGGGAUCUAUGCCUUACGCUCAGGUCCACUACCCGUUUGAAAACAGGAAGGAAUUUGAAGAUUGUUUCCCAGCUGAUUUCAUUGCGGAAGGCAUCGAUCAAACCCGCGGAUGGUUUUACACUUUGCUGGUUUUGUCAACGGCCCUGUUUAACAAGCCACCAUUCAAAAAUCUGAUUGUAAACGGUUUGGUGUUAGCCUCUGACGGCCAGAAAAUGUCAAAGAAGAAGAAAAACUAUCCUGAUCCAAUGCUGGUUGUGAAUAAAUUUGGAGCUGAUGCUCUUCGUCUUUACCUGAUCAACUCACCUGUGGUUCGUGCUGAAAACCUACGAUUUAAAGAGGAAGGAGUUCGAGAUAUUAUCAAGGAUGUUUUUCUUCCUUGGUACAACGCCUAUCGUUUCUUCGUCCAAAAUCUAGAACGACUCGAACGCGAAGAUGGAAUCAAGUUCGUUUAUGAAGAAGAGUCAUCAAAUUUAUCAACAAAUAUAAUGGAUCGUUGGAUCAUUUCCUAUACUCAGUCCUUGCUGUUGUUCGUUCAUCAAGAAAUGGCUGCUUAUCGAUUGUACACUGUCGUUCCCCGUCUUGUCCGGUUCGUCGAUUAUUUGACCAACUGGUACGUGCGGAUGAACCGUAAACGUCUAAAGGGAGAUGGCGGUAAAGAUGAUUGCCACCACGCUUUGCAAACACUUUUUAGUGUCCUGUUCUCCAUGAUUCGUGUUAUGGCCCCUUUUACGCCGUUCCUCACCGAAUUGAUGUACCGCAAUUUACGUCAUUUGGUAGCUAACCAGAAAGCCGGAACGACGGAAUCUGUUCACUUCUUGUCUACCCCUGAAUCAAAGAAACACUUAAUUGACACUAAAAUCGAAAAUGCCGUGAGUCGGAUGCAGGUAGUGAUUGAAUUGGGACGCGUCCUUCGCGAUCGUCGAACACUUCCCAUUAAAUAUCCUUUACCCGAAGUGAUUGUUAUCCUUCGUGAGCAAGAAUCUUUGGAUGAAUUGAGGACGAUGGAAAAAUAUAUUCUAGAAGAAUUGAAUGUCCGUGCACUCAAGUUGACGACUGAUAAAGACAGUUUUGGAGUCAGUCUACGUGCUGAGCCGGAUCAUCGCAUUGGAGCACGUCUUAAAGGCCAGUUUAAGGCUGUCAUGGCUGCCAUCAAAACUUUAACUGAUGAGCAACUGCAAAAAUUCCUAGCCGAUGGACAACUUGAUGUACUGGGUAACGUCAUGGGUCCAGAGGACUUGCGCCUUUUCUACCAGUUCACUGGAGAUCGAGCCGUAGAAUUGGCCCAGCAGUACGAGACUCAAGCAGAAAAAGACGUGCUGGUCUUGUUGAAUGUGGUCCAGGACCAGAGCAUGAAGGACGAAGGUUUGGCACGAGAAGCCAUUAAUUUAGUCCAAAAACUACGCAAAGAGGCUCACGUAACGCCUUCUGAUGCCGUCACAGUCUACUAUGAGAUUGUUCCUCCCACCGGUUAUGUACCCGAUGUUGUCAAUACUUUUUCGGCUUACAUUGAAGCCGCAAUCAAAGUUCCAUGGAGAGCUGUCGCAACCAACAAAUCCAGUGCAAAAGUCCUAAUCAAUAAAUCGCAAAAGUUACAAGGUGCCGAUUUAGUGCUAACUAUUCAAGAAGGAUUCACCGCUGACUGGGCAAAAACCGGUGCGCCACCGGCCAAAAAGGCUCAUCUUUCCAAUCCGGCGCCCAUCGGCAGAGGCAAACCAUCCGUGCCUUUUGUCAACCUAUGCCUAGAUGGCCUGAAACCUGGUUACAAUAUCGUUGGAAAUUACGGAACGGUCCUGUUGUGCAAUCCUGCUGGAGCAUCCAUGAUCUCUUUUGAGAGACUGAUGAAUGAGGUUGCUAGAGUUUUUGGUCUUCAUGGUCGAUCUUAUAUGUUAACAAAUUCCGGAGUUACUCUUGACUCCACCGCUGAUGUUUCCAAACUUGACGGCACCACCUUGACUGUUGUUCCAGUUGUAGCUGCUGACGCAACUGCUCAGACACCAUCCAUUGAUGGAUCUACGUGCAGAUUUGUUCAUGUCAAGAUAGAUGGCAAAAUGGGAACAGUCCUCUUGGAAAAUCCUUCCGGAUAUAAACUUUUCGACUCCUCAAAUGACAUGGAGCGAAAAAUCAGAGUUAUGUUCGGAACUUCAAAGAAGCUGUCGGCGGAUGAAAAGAAAAUGCUGCCAGUGACAUUUUCCGAUGGAUUAGACGGAUUACAUGCAAAAACCUUGUAUUUAAUUUGAUUCUACCAAACAAUAUUGGUGAUUUAGCAAUAGCUUGACUUUUGUCACAGUUGUUGUGUAUUGGGAUAAACUGAGACAACAUUAAAAUACAGUAAAUGGUCUCCCGGA